This is a messenger RNA of Meloidogyne enterolobii, 471 nucleotides long. The record is from the annotation of a GenBank genome assembly. Lineage: Eukaryota; Metazoa; Nematoda; Chromadorea; Rhabditida; Meloidogynidae.
AUGUAUGUUGAUCGAUAUUUAUCGCUAUUAUACGGUAUUACGUAUAACAAUUAUUUGGCCAUUAUAAGUUCACAUACAGCAACAAGUAUUUAUGGCCCUCUAUUUUGUGAUUAUACUGGAACUCGUAUUCGGAUUGGACUUUUUUCUGAAAUUGACGAGCCUAAUUCGAAUAUAGAAUAUUGUCAUGUAUCUCCAACAAAAUAUUUAAAUACACAAAAUUGUCCAACAAAUAUAAGAAAAGAUUUAAAUUUAGAAGAAGGGCGGCUUUGUACUGUUUGGAUAGUUGGAAUUAAAGGAAAUGUUGAGAACGGGGAAUUAGAAACAAUAUUAGAGAAAUUUAGUGAAAAUAUUUUGAAUUCAUUUAACAACACUAUCGAUGUUAAAAAAAAGAAGGUUGAUCAAGAAACAUAUUUUUUGAAUACAAUAUAUUUAACAAAAGAAGAAUUGAUGAAGUGGAAGAAGAUAAAUUGA